Messenger RNA from Amphimedon queenslandica, 325 nucleotides. RefSeq names its product elongation factor 1-gamma-A-like. Gene Ontology annotation, cellular component: nucleus; cytoplasm. Gene Ontology annotation, molecular function: translation elongation factor activity. The annotation marks the transcript as partial. The record is from RefSeq and is a predicted model, not a curated record. The transcript has a single exon. Lineage: Eukaryota; Metazoa; Porifera; Demospongiae; Haplosclerida; Niphatidae. Gene Ontology annotation, biological process: translational elongation.
UUCAUUUGUUUUGGAUGCAUUUAAAAGAACAUUCUGUAAUGAAGACCCAGUCAAAAACACCAUACCUUAUUUAUGGGAGAAUUUUGAUAAAGAAGGCUACAGUAUCUGGAGAUGUGAUUACUUGUAUCCGGAGGAACUCAAGAUGACAUUCAUGGCUUCAAAUCUAGUUGGUGGGUUCUUCCAGCGCAUUGAGAAACUCCACAAGUACGGGUUUGCUGUCAUUUAUGUUCUUGGGGAGAACUACAAGCUGAACAUUUCUGGCUUUUGGAUCUUGCGUGGGCAGGAACUAGCAUUUGAUGUGAGUUCAUCUUUGUACUUCUAUUAG